UGGUGCUGUCAGCGGCUGCAGUCCUGUCUUUGUGAAUCUGCUCCAGCAUGUCACAAAUGCAAGGGUUUCUCAGCAUGUGGAUGGUGGUGUGUUUGCAGGACCUGUCGGAACAACACCAGAAGACCCUGACCCUGCUGAGGAAGCAGCAGACUCUGAUCCUGGAUGAGGAACUCAUCCAGUGGAAGAGGAGGCAGCAGCUGGCUGGCAACGGAGGUCCUCAUGAGGGGGGACUGGAUGUCCUGCAGUCCUGGUGUGAGAAGCUGGCUGACCUGAUCUGGCAGAACCGGCAGCAGAUCCGACGCUGUGAACAUCUCACCCAGCAGCUUCCUCUGCCGGGCCCCAUGGAAGAGCUGCUGAGCAAACUCAACAGCGACAUCACCGACAUCAUCUCUGCCCUGGUUACUAGGUGAGAACUAGACGUCGCCGCUUCAGUGUAGUGUGGAGGUCGUGGCAGUGCCUGUGGACUGGCAGGUGGCACUGAAAAGCCAGGGUUCUGAAAAAGGAGAAUCCAACUGACACCGAGUGUCUGAUGUGGUGACCCCAGGAUUCCAUUUUUACUUUUCGCUAAUGAUGUAGUUCACCUGGUUCUGUCAGAUUGUGACCUCAUGGUGACUCCUCUGGUUGUAUAGAAGUCUAUGAGAAAAUGACUACUUCUCUCUUGAUUUAUUACCUCAGUAA
Messenger RNA from Anarrhichthys ocellatus (wolf-eel), 678 nucleotides. RefSeq names its product signal transducer and activator of transcription 5B-like. The record is from RefSeq and is a predicted model, not a curated record. Lineage: Eukaryota; Metazoa; Chordata; Actinopteri; Perciformes; Anarhichadidae. Gene Ontology annotation, molecular function: DNA-binding transcription factor activity. Bases 48 to 410 code for a protein of 120 amino acids. The transcript has 2 exons. Gene Ontology annotation, biological process: regulation of DNA-templated transcription; signal transduction.